Lagopus leucura (white-tailed ptarmigan) is the source of this 2819-nucleotide messenger RNA. RefSeq names its product eukaryotic translation initiation factor 2D (gene EIF2D). The record is from RefSeq and is a predicted model, not a curated record. Gene Ontology annotation, biological process: translational initiation; formation of translation preinitiation complex. Gene Ontology annotation, molecular function: translation initiation factor activity. The transcript has 15 exons. NCBI's taxonomy places the organism in Eukaryota, Metazoa, Chordata, Aves, Galliformes, Phasianidae. Bases 151 to 1950 code for a protein of 599 amino acids.
CAAAGAAAUCUCAAUCUUAGGACAAAGCCCGGCGGCUCAAACUUUCCCUUUUUCCUCGGGCCGGUCCGGCCGGGCGGGUUGUUUCCGCCCGGACUCGUUGAGCAGCGCACGGCGCCAUGGCGGCCGCCGGGGGCUGAGGGCCGAGCCGCCAUGUUCUGCAAGGCGUUCCGAGUCAGGGCCAGCACCGCCAUCAAGGGAUCCGAGCGGAAAAAGCUGCGAGCUGAUGUUGCGGCUGCUUUUCCCAGUCUGAGCGCUGAGCGGUUGGCGGAGUUGAUUCCAAACAAGGAUGAGCUGAAUGUCAUCAAGAUAUACACUCACAAAGGGGAGGCUGGCACUGUGUACACGAAUAGCAGGAACCCGAUCCUGUUUGAGAUUGAAAAAGCUCUGUAUCCCACAGUGUAUACUUUGUGGGUCUACCCAGAUCUUCUCCCUGCUUUUUCAACAUGGCCCCCUGUGCUACAGAAGUUAGCAGGAGGAGCAGAUCUGAUGCUGCCAGGGGUUGUAGUGCCAUCUUCUGGCUUUCCACAAGUAGAGCGAGGCACGCUCUGUGCUGUCACCCUCCUGGGAAACAGAGCUCCUGUAGCAGUUGCAGCUGCUGCUAUGUCCACCACAGAGAUGCUGGCUGCUGGAAUGAAAGGCAAGGGCUUUGCUGUGUUGCAUACUUACAUGGAUCAUCUCUGGGAAUAUGGUGACAAAUCUUGUCCUCCUACCUUAGCUCCCUUGGUAGCAGAUCCUGCUGAAAAGGAGAAUGCUGAAAACGAGGAAGAGGUGGAGGGGAAAAAGCCUGGCAGCAGGUUCUCCACUGACACACCACAGCAUGUGAACAUUGGUGAUUUGAGCCUGAAGGAGCAAAAUAGUUGUGCAGUAGUGAUGGGAAAGGAGGAACUCAAUGAGAACAGAGCUGCAGAACCAGCUGAGGAUGGUAGCACAGGGGCUCAGCAGGAUGCAGAGGACAGCAGGACACCACAAGAGCAAAUGGAUGCAUUAUUUAAUCAGUGCUUUUUUCAUGCUUUAAAAUGCAAAGUGAAGAAGUCAGACCUCCCUCUGCUCACCAGCACAUUUCUACGCAGCCAUAUGUUCUCAUGCUGCCCUGCUGGACAGCAGUUGGAUAUAAAGAAGUCAAGCUAUAAGAAGUUUUCUAAAUUCCUGCAAAGUAUGCAGCACCAGAAGAUCUUACAAGUGAAGGAGCUGACCAAGGGCGUGGAAAGCAUUGUGGAGGUGGACUGGAAGCAUCCAGACAUUAAAGCAUUUGCAGUACCUGAAGGAUUUUCUUCAGCCUCUGCUGCCCAAGACAGCAAGAGUGAAGACAGGGAACAAGUAUACCGUGCUCCUGAAAUCAUUCCUCUGUAUGGGGUCUCAGCAAAGAUGGUGCCACUCUUUCAGGACUCUGGACACAGAAAAGGAAGCAUCCUCUCAAGCAGCGAGGUGAGAAACAUCAUCAUUAACUACGUGAAGACUAACGAGUUGGUUGAUGAAACAAACAAGAACUUUGUGAAAGUCAAUGCCAUUCUGUGUGACUGCCUGCUGGAUAAAUCAGAGCAAGAUGAAAUCUCACACCUGAAGUGGGAUGACCUUGUGAGCAGGUGCCUCGAGCGUCUGCAGCCCUUACACCAGGUGACAUUUUGUGGACAAGAACCUAUUGUGAGGAAAGGAAACAUUGAGCCCAUUGACAUAACCACUGCACAGAGGUCGUCAAACAAGAAGGUGACAAUCAUCAGGAACCUCGAGCUGUAUGGUUUAGACCCCCAGUGUGUGGCCAAUAUUCUACAACAGAAAGUUCAGGCCAGCACCACCGUCACCCCAGUGCCUGGAGCAAAAGACAGAGUUCAGGUCCAGAUCCAAGGCAACCAAGUCCAUCAUCUGGCCAAGAUGCUGCUAGAAGAAUACCAACUACCUCGGAAAUACAUCCAAGGCCUUGAGAAGGCUCCAAAGCUCGGCCGGAAAAAGUAGGAGAAAAAUCUAUUGUAAGAAUUAAUCAGCUCUCAUUAUUUAUAGAAACGUCCUGCCAACAGAUCAAGGUUGUGUACAGGCCUUAUUCAUUCAAAGCCCUGCAUUUCUACAUGGGCUGGGAUUAUCCCAAAUAAUAAUGUUGCUCUAAGUGAUCGUUUUUCAUAAGAAUAAAAAGCUGAAAAAAAAAAUAAUAAUAGCUUUAUCCUUUUCCAUAUAUUUUCCAAUAUAUGGGCAUCCCAUUUUUUUUUUUGCUAUAGAACCUCACAGCCAGCCUGAAAUUCUUACUUACCACCUUUGGAACCAAAGCACUGUGAUAGCACCUCAUCCAGAAUGUUCCAGGACAUUGUGCCAUAGAGCAUUUGUGUCACAUAAAAAAGCAUUUGGCUUAGAUGUCAUCCCUGUAAACACUUCCAGGUAUUGAUAUGAAGACAUUCCAGGGUGCAGAGCAAACUCUUACUUGCAUGUAUAACGUUAACUGCAGCUUAUGAGAGGUAGUAGCUCUGUCAAAGCCAUCUAAAUACAAGAGACAAAUUAAUACUAAUAAAUACUAAAGACAAUUAAUGGAACACUUGGAUUCUCAGAAUUAGAUGCUCUGUGCUGCUUUCAUUGAAGUUUAGACUUCACAUUCAAUUCUGGAAGGACUCCCAUAUUUUGCCUUUAGAUUCAAGGCAAGAAAAUGCCAUAAGAGGGCGCCAGAAAAAUAAGUCAGAGAUUUAAUUAUUUUAAUUAGUGACAGUUUUAUUGUCGUUGUCUUUUACACUGUCUGCAUAUGAAUAAGUAGUUUCAGAACCUUCAAAAAAAAAAAAAAAAGCUGGGAGUGAGACAUUUUUUAAAAAUGCCAUAGAAUUCCUAAGGAGUAAUAAAAAUAA